This is a messenger RNA of Penicillium paradoxum, 3063 nucleotides long. It is a transcript of the gene spt16, whose product is annotated as chromatin-remodeling protein SPT16. The coding region runs from base 1 to 3063 and encodes 1020 amino acids. Gene Ontology annotation, cellular component: FACT complex. The transcript is spliced from 6 exons. The record is from RefSeq and is a predicted model, not a curated record. Gene Ontology annotation, molecular function: nucleosome binding. Gene Ontology annotation, biological process: positive regulation of transcription elongation by RNA polymerase II; transcription elongation by RNA polymerase II. NCBI's taxonomy places the organism in Eukaryota, Fungi, Ascomycota, Eurotiomycetes, Eurotiales, Aspergillaceae.
AUGGCCGAGGAAAUUAUUAUCGAUAGUAACACCUUUUUCAGCCGUUUAUCCAGUUUCUAUGCGUCAUGGAAGGCAGACAAGCGCUCGGGCAAUACGCUCUUUGGCAAUGCAGGUUCUAUGGUCAUUCUGAUGGGAAAGACCGAUGAGGAGAACUCAUUCCAGAAAAACAAUGCCAUGCAUUUCUGGCUUCUUGGGUAUGAGUUUCCAGCGACACUGUUUGUCCUCACGACCGAAUCGAUCUAUGUCGUCACCACGGCCAAAAAAGCAAAACAUCUGGAACCUCUGAAAGGGGGCAAGAUCCCUGUUGAAAUUCUUGUCACUACCAAAGAUCCAGAAUCAAAAACUAAAGCAUUCGAAAGGUGUUUGAGCGUCAUCAAGGGCGCAGGGAACAAAGUCGGUGUCUUGCCUAAGAAUACAGCCUCGGGGCCUUUUGCCGAUGAAUGGAAACGCGCAUUCGGAGAAAUCUCAAAAGAAGUUGAGGAAGUGGACAUCACACCGGCACUCUCAGCUGCUUUUGCAAUCAAGGACUCCGAUGAAUUAGUCUCCAUCCGCAAUGCCUCCAGAGCAUGCAGUGGUCUCAUGUCAGAAUACUUUGUCGAUGAAAUGUCACGUUUACUCGAUGAAGAAAAGAAGAUGACGCACAAGGCCCUCGCUGCAAAGGUUGAUACUAAGAUUGAUGACGCAAAAUUCUUCAACAAACUUGCGCGGCUACCAUCAGAAUUUGACCCCCAGCAGAUCGAUUGGGCUUACGGACCUGUGAUUCAAAGUGGAGGCGCCUACGAUCUCAAGCUCACAGCGACACCUGACAGCAAAAACCUCGAAGCCGGGAUCAUUCUGUCCAGCUUCGGAAUCAGGUACAAGACCUACAGUUCGCUCAUUGGGCGUACUUAUCUGGUUGACCCCACCAAAUCGCAAGAAGCAAACUAUGCCCUGUUGUUAAGUGUUCAUGAAGCAACCAUGAAAGAAAUCCGUGACGGUGUGGUGGCCAAGGAUGUUUACAACAAGGCAAUGAGCCUCGUUCGGUCUAAAAAACCUGAGCUUGAGAGUCACUUCUCGAAGAAUGUUGGCGCAGGGAUUGGCAUCGAGCUUCGGGAUGCCAAUAUGAUACUCAAUGCCAAGAAUAACCGAGUCUUGAAAAACGGCAUGACGCUGUCUAUUACGAUCGGGCUGACUGAUGUGAAGGAUUCAGACCCGAAGAAUGCCAAGAAUGGUGCAUACUCUAUGGUCAUUACUGAUACAGUUCGUGUCGGAGAAAACGGCCCCCACAUUUUCACGAAAGAUGCCGGAAUCGAUAUGGAUUCAAUUUCAUUCUAUUUUGGGGAUGAGGAAGAGCCUGAAAAGCCCAUCAAAGAGAAAAAGGAAGCCAAAUCCAGCGCAACUGCGGGUAGAAAUGUCACAAGAACCAAGCUUCGUGCCGAACGACCCACUCAGGUCAAUGAAGGAGCCGAAGCCCGUCGUCGGGAGCAUCAAAAAGAGCUGGCUUCCAAGAAGACUAAGGAAGGCCUAGAUCGGUUCACUGGUACCACGGGCGAUGACAAUGGAGUGGCACAGAAGAAGUUCAAGCGCUUUGAGUCCUACAAACGGGACAACCAACUCCCUGCCAAAGUCAAAGACCUUACAGUUUAUGUUGACCAAAAGACUUCAACAGUAAUUGUGCCUAUCAUGGGCCGGCCUGUUCCGUUCCACAUCAACACCAUAAAAAAUGCCAGCAAAAGCGACGAAGGAGAGUAUGCCUAUCUGCGAAUCAACUUCCUGUCACCUGGUCAGGGUGUUGGCAGGAAAGAUGACCAACCCUUUGAAGACCUGUCGGCCCAUUUCGUGCGUAACCUUACUCUCCGGUCUAAGGAUAACGACCGACUCGCACGAGUGGCCCAGGAUAUCACAGAACUCCGCAAGACGGCUCUUAGACGAGAGCAGGAGAAGAAGGAAUUAGAAGAUGUUGUUGAGCAAGAUAAACUUGUCGAAAUCAGAAACCGACGGCCAGUGAAACUUCCCGAUGUCUACCUACGGCCUCCUUUGGACGGAAAACGUGUUCCGGGAGAAGUGGAGAUUCAUCAAAAUGGUCUUCGGUAUCUGUCGCCCUUCCGCAAUGAGCAUGUCGAUGUGCUUUUCAGCAACGUCAAGCAUCUCUUCUUCCAGCCAUGCGCCCAUGAAUUGAUCGUCUUGAUCCAUGUACAUCUCAAGACGCCCAUUAUGAUUGGAAAGCGAAAGACGAAAGAUAUCCAGUUCUACCGCGAGGCCACGGAAAUGCAAUUUGAUGAAACUGGAAAUCGUCGGCGCAAGCACAGAUACGGAGACGAGGAAGAGUUCGAAGCUGAGCAGGAGGAAAGACGGCGAAGAGCUGCGUUAGACCGUGAAUUCAAAGCCUUUGCCGAAAAGAUCGCAGACGCGGGCAAGGAUGAGGGUGUUGAUGUCGAUAUCCCUUUCAGAGAAAUUGGGUUUACCGGCGUUCCAAACCGUUCCAAUGUCUUGAUUCAACCCACCACAGAUGCUUUAGUUCAGCUCACUGAGCCUCCUUUCACGACGGUCACGCUAAAUGAAAUUGAGAUUGCUCAUUUGGAAAGGGUCCAGUUUGGUCUUAAAAACUUCGAUAUGGUCUUUGUUUUCAAGGAUUUCCGCCGGACUCCCGUUCAUAUCAACACCAUUCCUGUUGAAGCACUCGAGGGUGUUAAGGACUGGCUUGAUUCUGUUGAUAUUGCAUUCACGGAGGGUCCGUUGAACCUGAAUUGGACCACGAUCAUGAAAACAGUCGUUAGUGACCCAUACGGCUUCUUUGCUGAUGGAGGCUGGUCUUUCUUGUCCGCCGAGUCGGACUCGGAGGGCUCAGAAGAGGAAGAGGAGUCGGCUUUCGAGUUGUCUGAUUCGGAGCUUGCAGCUGGGGACGAGAGUUCCGAGGAAGAUAGUGAAUUUGACGAUGACGCUAGUGCCGAUGCUAGCGAGGAAGAUUUCAGUGGCGACGAGGAAAGUGGUGAAGACUGGGACGAACUUGAGGAAAAGGCGAAACGCAAGGACAAGGAGACCAACCUCGACGAUAAUGAUCGUGGGACUAAACGCAAACGCUAG